AUGGUUUUAAAGAAAAAUUUGGAAAAAUCAGUAAAAGACUUGGAAACGAAAAUUAAGGAGUUAGAGCAAAGCAACGAAGAGUUACGUUCACAAUUCAAAUAUUUAGAAGAAAAGAUUAGAGUACGAGAAGAA
This is a messenger RNA of Funneliformis mosseae, 132 nucleotides long. The record is from the annotation of a GenBank genome assembly. NCBI's taxonomy places the organism in Eukaryota, Fungi, Glomeromycota, Glomeromycetes, Glomerales, Glomeraceae.